UAACAGCAGCUCAGGAUCAAGUCUGACCCGCUCUUCGCUAAUCGGGUCACCAACGGUGGAAAAAACACGUUUACUUGGCGUGGAACUAACUUGGACACACAGCAUGGAUGUCCUCAUGAAAGUGGACCUCACACUGACCAACACCACCAGCCACCCAGGAGAACCUGACCACCUGGACUUAAUCAAAACCCAAGGACUGAACCACAGUGACCCACUGAACAUGUUUGUGGGCAUGGAGCUGCUUCUUCGUUUCAAACCUCUCUUCAUGCCGCUCUACUGCCUCGUCGUGGUCAUCGCCAGCGUGGGGAACUCCUUCCUGUUGACUUGCAUCCUGGUGGAUAAAAAACUCCACAACGCCACCAACUUUUUCAUCGGAAACCUGGCUGCUGGAGACCUGCUGAUGUGUCUGAGCUGCGUGCCGCUGACCAUGUCCUAUGCCUUCGACAGCCAUGGAUGGGCUUUUGGGAGACCGCUGUGUCACUUGGUGCCUUUGCUGCAAUGUGCUACUGUGUUUGCGUCCGUGCUGUCCCUCACAGCCAUCGCUGUGGACCGAUACGUCGUCUUAGCUCACCCUGUGCGAAGGAGGAUCUCUUUGUGGGGUUGUGGCGCGGUGGCGACGGCUGUCUGGCUUUUGUCUCUGGCCUUGGCGGCGCCGCCGUCCUUUUACACACGCUACCUCGACCUGCGGCCCAGUGGCGUAGACCUCGUGGUUUGCGAGGAGUUCUGGCCUGAAAACGGCAAUCUGCGACUGCUCUAUUCCUGCUUCAUCCUCAUUACCUCCUACAUGAUCCCACUGCUGUCCGUCAGCAUCUCGUACUGCGCCAUCAGCCUCAGCCUCAAGCGCUAUGCGGUACCCGGCGAGCGGGCCGGCGGGAAGCAGCACUGGAAGCAAAAGAGGAGGAAGACCUUCUCGCUGUUGGUGGCCUCAGUGCUCGCCUUUGCUCUCUGCUGGCUGCCUUUGCAGGUGCUCAACCUCCUACUGGACCUGGACCCAGACUGUGACAUCAUCGGCAAGCGCUACAUAAAUGUCCUCCAAGUCUGCUGUCACUUGGUUGCGAUGAGCUCGGCGUGUUACAACCCCUUCAUCUACGCGUCGCUGCACAUCAAGCACAACAUCCAUCCAUCCAUCCAUCCAUCCAUUUCCAAUCCUGUCCCUUUCCGGGUCGCGGGGUGCUGGAGUCUAUCUCAGCUGCAUUCGGGCAAUGGAUGUCCGGAGGUUGAGAAGUGGCGUUCAUGUCGAGCGUCUGAAGAUGUCUGUCACAGUUGUUGUCGUGAAGCCACAACUGUCCUCCUCAUGGUCUUCUCUGGAGACCACGCUGGGCUUGAUGAUGAUGAUGAUGAUGAUGAUGAUGACAGUGCAGAGCGAGCUGAGUCAAAUGUCUCCAUGACUGGAGGAGUCAGAGUGCCGUGUGGCCAGGCAAUGAGGAGAAGUGCAAAAUAGGGGAAGACCCAGACGGAGGAGGGAGGUCUGCUCUUUUUAUGGAGGACGUCCACAGACUGCGAGCCACUUUUAACCUGAAUACUUUCUACUCACACAACCAGUAGUAUCCGGUUAACUCUCACUGUCAUAGUACUACUGCUAGUACUAGAACACUACUUCAAAGCAUCAAACUCAUUGAUUGCACAACUGCAGUGGUCCAAGUUCCACCCAGUCUUUAUGAUACAGGAAACAGGUGUGGGUGUUGGGUAUAUUCAACCUGUGACUCACUGCUUCAAACAUUUCAGAGUUGAGCACUCAAAAAGUUUGAGGUGGAAAAUUAAUUCAUAAACCAGAAACGUUCCCCACAAAUGCUUUAAUGAGUCGGACAGAACAGCUGGGAGGAUUUUGUCAACUGUCAGCCAUUAGUAAUACUGUUUGAAUUAAGUAUUUAUUUGAGUAAGGCAUUUAUUUUGGUUUUUGAUAAAUGCUCGUGUGACAGGAGAGGAAGAUUCAUCGAGAACUGCUCAUUUCAUGUUAAGAAAAAAAGGGUAUUUAUUUGGGGCAAGGUGUUUGUUUGUAGGAAUUGAUAGACCUGGUAAUUUAUUGAGGAUUUAAACAUUUUAGUUUUUUAAAUUGGAAAUACAUAUUUGUAUUAUUGCUUUUAUUAUCAAUCUACAAUUAAUAUUUUAUAGGAAUAUUUUAUUUUAAUAUUUGCAAAGUUAUAAAAUUUGUAUUAUAUUCUUUUUUUCCCCCCUAAAUUUAUUUGGGGCGAAGCAUUUAUUUGUUGGAAUUUAUAGACUUGUUAAUUUAUUGAGGAUUUUAAAAUUAUAUUUAUUUGAAUUGGAAAUACAUUUUUGUAUUAUUGCUUUUAUUAUCAAUCUACAAUUAAUAUUUUAUUUUAAUAUUUGCAAAGUUAUUAAAUCUUUACUAUAUUCUUUUUUUUCUGAUAUGACAAAAAAGGGUAUUUAUUUGGGGCGAGGCAUUUAUUUGUUGGAAUUGAUAGACCUGGUAAUUUGAGGAGUUUAAAAUUGUAUUUAUUUUAAUUGGAAAUACAUAUUUGUAUUAUUGCUUUUAUUAAAAAUCUACAUUUAAUGUUAUUGGAGUAUUUUAUUUUAAUAUUUGCAAAGUUAUUUAAUUUGCAUUAUAUUCAAUAUUUUUCUUAUUUUUUUCCUGAUAUGACCAAACAGGGUAUUUAUGUGGGGCAAGGUGUUUAUUUGUUGGAAUUAACAAUAGCCCUGGUAAUUUAUUGAGGAUUUUGUGAUGGUAUUUAUUUUAAUUGGAAACACAUCAAUAUUCACAGCACUUCACUUUUUCCACAAUUUAUGUUAUAGCCUUAUUCCAAAAUGGAAUACAUUCAUUUUGUCCUCAAAAUUCUACAAACAAUACCCCAUGUGAAAAGUUUUUUUUCAGCUUCACCAUUUGGAUCAUUUAAAUAAAGUCCAGGUCAAAUUUGAAGUAACACUGUAAAUAGUCGUUUUCUCGGACUAAAACUUGUGGCUGCGGAAUAUCUGCACACAUCAGUGAGACCUUUUUUUAAACUCUUGAGCAAUGUCAGGUGACAAAGUGUGAAUGUUUGUGACUUCGCAGCUGUCAUGAAUGUUUACUCCACACUUUGGCGGAUCGGCCGCAGACUUAUCGUGCACGCCUCGUCUCAUAAACACAAAAAGAAUCCUGGUGAGGUACGGAGAUGCUUUUAAUAGCUACAAAAAAACAUUUGAUAUUUUUAGUACAUGACAUAUAGUCAAGUGACACGACGUAUAGUAGGGGCGUCCUGAUAUAACUUUUUCCACUUUCGAUACGAUACAGAUAUUGCAGCCUUGUCCGAUAGUGAGCCGAUACAAUAUCAGCACAAAUCACACAUACUUGUAAUAUUUUGUAGAGUGGAUUGUUAGGAGGCAAGUAAUAUCACAACAAUGGUAUGUAUAAAAACACUAACCUAUUCAUUAUGGAUUUACGAAAUACUUUAAGUUAAAGUGGAGUGGUAAUUGUUUUUGUCAACACCUAGUGCCCAUAAUAAUUGAUUACGUUAAGCUCAUAAUGCAGUCUGUUAAAAUGAUGUGGACACGUUUGUUACUGGAUACUCUCUCAUACGCUUCUGCCUUGGAGUCUCUG
Molecule: messenger RNA, 3532 nt
Organism: Entelurus aequoreus (snake pipefish)
Lineage: Eukaryota; Metazoa; Chordata; Actinopteri; Syngnathiformes; Syngnathidae
Product: prolactin-releasing peptide receptor-like
Exons: 7
Coding region: 104-1441 (445 amino acids)
Biological process (GO): G protein-coupled receptor signaling pathway
Cellular component (GO): plasma membrane; neuron projection
Molecular function (GO): neuropeptide Y receptor activity; neuropeptide binding
Source: RefSeq, a predicted model, not a curated record